AUGUCGUUCAGAUCAUUGCUUUUCGCUACUCUCCUCUAUACACUGUUUUCACAUGUGGCGUCUUCAGCUCUCACUGUGAGGAACCUGCCCGGAAAGUCUUCUGAGGAGACCAUCACCGAGGUUCGAAGACGGCUGGCCAGUGUAAAAAGAAAUGGCACAGACGUCUUAUUCGACAAUUCGACUUCGUUUUCUCUAGAUUUUGAUGGCGUGACGAUUUUUAAGUACCCAUUUGACUCAAGCGACUCAAUCAUCUCCAUCACAUGCACAAAAUGCUACUUCACCGGCCAUGCCAGCGCAAAAGUCACGUCCAAAGGCUCCAUCAACGCCACCUCGACCAUGGACCAAAUCGAAGACAGCUUCAAAAGCGUAUUCAACAACAUCGAAACCUAUGCCGAAAACGUCAUAGACACCUUCAAGGAUGAUUUAGAGGACGGUAAAAGUCUCUCAAAGUCAUGGCAAGAUGUCGAAGCCCUUCCUCCGCCCGACAUUGACUUCAAUCUCGACCUAAAGUUCCCAGAGUACCAUGUAGACGUGAACCUCACAGACGUGGAGAUUUACAUGCAGAUUGACACCGUUCUGGCAGACGGCAUCACGUACACGUUCAACAUCUACCAGUCCAAGACACUGGCCGGUGUAGCACUCGGCAACGGGCUGCUGCUGGGUGCCGUCUUCUCAGUUGAUCUCAUCUUCAGCGUAAAUGGCCAGAUUGACAUCCAGAGCGGCUUCCACAUUCACUUUGACAAAGUCCGGACUCAGAUUGAGCUCUUUGGCAAAGAAGCCUCAGAGUUGGACUUAAGCUGCAGUGACGGCGGCAAGUUUGCAUUCCUCCCCGUAUCAAUCCAAAGCGGCAACGUCGUCCUCGAAGCCGUCCUCCGCCUCGAAGCCCGCCUCGGCAUCUCCCUGCACGAUUUCCCCUCGCCAAACAAGGAUCUCGACAUCGGCGCAGGCGUCGAAGCCCGCAUCUUCGCCAACAUUGCCGAGUUUGUCACAAACAUCACUCUCGGAGAAGUUGAUUCCCUCAAGAAGAGAGACGACGACAGCGACAACUGCCGAUUGAGCAUCGCCCAGGCCUACACCUUUGGCAUCGGUGCCGGUGCAGGCGCCUCGCUCGUCGUCAUGAGCAACACAUGGGGUCCCACGCCCGAAACCCAAAUUCCCAUCUUCUACACCACGUUGGCGCAGGCCUGCGUAGUGACGAGCACAACUGACACAAGCACAAUCUCUGCCACGACGACGAAUGCUAUUGCGAAGCGCUCCGUGACAAGCACAGUCACCACAGAGACUCAGAUCGCAACCGUCUGCGCCUCGCCCGGCCUGAUCAACUGCCCUGCCUCGCUGCAAAGCCUGACCAAGAACUUGGUAACAAGAACACUCACAUCAAGCGUCGCAUCCGGCGCGCCUGUUGUUUGGUCCACAGGCCCAACAUCCACUUUCCAAAAGGUCGAUUUCCCAACUGAUGCCGUGACGAUGACGAGCUCAUCCGGAAAGCCAAAGUCGUAUACUCCCCCUCCACCGCCGCCAACCACUACUGCUUCAUCAUCUUCAUCAUCAUUACCAAAUGGCUCAGACGCUUCAUCAGGAGCAAAGUCUGGAAAGCACCGCGUGAGCAACGCCGUCAUUAUUGGCGUCAGCGUCGGUCUCGGUGUGCCAGUCCUCCUUGCCGUCAUCGCAGCAAUCAUAUAUUUCGUCCGUCGAAACCGCAAGUCACCGCUCACACUACAACCUGCUGACACCGAUCCCGUAAUGACCAAGGCCCAGCCCGUCGUGACCACUUACACAGCAGUCCGCCCAGAGGAUGAUCUAUAA
Messenger RNA from Trichoderma gamsii, 1806 nucleotides. RefSeq lists its product as hypothetical. The transcript has 4 exons. The record is from RefSeq and is a predicted model, not a curated record. Lineage: Eukaryota; Fungi; Ascomycota; Sordariomycetes; Hypocreales; Hypocreaceae. The coding region runs from base 1 to 1806 and encodes 601 amino acids.